AUGGCCCGCUGCCCUGCUGCUGGUGAACACCACGCUCCCUACUGCUCAAAAGUCCCUCACCACCCACGGGUGCACACGUCUGCCAGUCCUUUUGAUUGUGUGACCUCCAACUCGGAUGCUCCCGUGUGCACCGGCUCUGUGGUUUUGCCUCCGCUUUCGACCGUGUCAAUGGAGGAAUAUGUCCAGGCCAUAGAGCACAUGAAGAGGCUGAGGCAAGAGGUCAAGCGCUUUGAGACCCUAGAGCAAGAUCUUAAGCAGGAGUUGUACAGGGAGAGGAUGGCACGGGAGGAGCUUGUCAGGACGAACAGAGCAAUCCAGGCACGCAUGUACCAAAACAUGCAGCUCCUGAAGAUUUCUAUAGAUGACAAGGUGGAGGCUGUGGUGGACAGAACGACCGAGCUCAGCGACCAGCUUAAGGUGCAAGGCGAGCGCUUGACCAUGGUGGAUGAGUUCAGCAUGGAGCUCGAGAACAGGGUCGACCGUGUGGAGCAGCUUAGUGGCAUGUCGAAAGACGUGACACCCGCUGCCUCAACGCCAAAGGCACACCAAUCAUCACCAAUAGCACCACCUGUUCCACAACUUCCGCUACUAAUGCAACCGCAACACCCCCUUGGCCAGCUUCCCAUUCGCACCGAUAAGAAGUAUGCUUCAUCUUGGGGCGUGCGCGUUAUUUUCGUGCCCCGAAAAUCACAGAGGUUCGCAUACGAUCCUGAUAGCACUGGCUACCGACGAUGCGCAUCCCGCAAACUUCAGCAAAAUCUCGAGUUUCCAAGUCAGGACAGCUCGGUGUUUGCAAACCAGAUCGAAACUGCGUUCAAAUUCCUCUUUCGUGGCAGACCAUGGAUGCCGAUGACGGGUCAUCGCCCGUCUGACGAACCUUUUGGUCGCAUGGCCCUAACCCUUCUGCCGCCAGAUCUUAUCCAUCGCGACAUAUGGGACUAUCCCUUCCUUGAAGAUCACUGCAUCGCGCACGACAAGAUGCAAGGGGAUAUUCUCUACGUCACCCUACAAUACGAAGACGUCUCAUGGAAGGAGAUCCGAUUUCUACCAGCUUUGACUGGCGUUGAUGAAUCUUGCUGGAAUCAAGACGAAGAGCUCGACAGCACCGCCGAGUACAAGAGCUUGGAUUCAGAGAUUAUGUACGAUUACCAGGAUCCUCCUCCUACCUAUUCAUCUCGAACUCACUCGGUGGCGGAUAGGGCGCCCUCGAAACUGGAUGUCCUUGCCGACUCGGCUGCUAUGCUGAGCCCUAUCGAACGCGCCCAAACCGCCUCGUCAUCUCACUCCACUCGGUUGAGCCCAUUACAGCAUACACUGACGCAAUCGUCAAGUUUGUCAAGUCACCCUCGAUUCUCUUCCGAGCGGAGCAGUCUGCGCAGUUUUGAAACCGAAACAACAGAUGAUGAGCACCGCGACAAGAAACCUAAGCUCAGAUCUAAACAAAGCAUGCCCACUAUUAACGGUAGCGGUCAGGCGCAGCAGCCAAUGUACAUCUCGGGUCGGUCAAAGCGAAAGAUGCCCGUAAGAGAGAAGGGCACCAAGGAGCCGCUACACUUUAAUGUCACGAACGUGGCCAAGUGGCGACCGAAUCUGCUGCACCCUCAUUCGUCCAAGGGGAAGGAAGCAGCGCAAAAUCCAUGA
Messenger RNA from Cucurbitaria berberidis CBS 394.84, 1641 nucleotides. RefSeq lists its product as uncharacterized. The record is from RefSeq and is a predicted model, not a curated record. NCBI's taxonomy places the organism in Eukaryota, Fungi, Ascomycota, Dothideomycetes, Pleosporales, Cucurbitariaceae. The coding region runs from base 1 to 1641 and encodes 546 amino acids. The transcript has 2 exons.